GCAUGUGUGACGUCAUCAAUGUUGGCGGUAUUUUGAAAAGAAAGCGCCUGUUUUUCUCGCGUUCAACAAAAAAUCAAUCAAAUCAUGGCAGAGAUGAUGUGUGCCCCACAGGCAACAGUGCUGUCAGAAACUGCUCGUGGUGAGCUGUUGAAUCAGUGUGAAGAACAGUUUUCUCAGCUGGAAAAGCUCCAAAAUGAGAUUAUAUUAAGUGAACCAGAUUGUGGCGAGAACCCACACGAUCAGUCUGUAAAUAGACUGAUGGCAACAGAAGCUGAGCUCAAGCAAUGGGCAACAAUGGAGCCAAAUCUUCUUUCUGAAAAUUCUGAGAUUCUUCUCCAGGCUGGAAAAGAAGAGAUUAUCAAGCUAUGUUCACAACUUGAGAUGAUAGUUCUUUGUUAUGAAGCAAAGAGAGAUAAAUUAAAAGAAACUAAAGAGCUAGAGCAGAAGUGGCUUGAGGAGAAGAAACAAAUGUUGGAAGCUGCUACAGACCAUGUUGAGCGCCUUCAAAUGGAGAGAGAGAAAUUAUCUGAGCACAGUAUCUUUAAAGAGACUAAAGAUAAAAUUCAGAAGAUGAAGCUGUAUCAGGACAGAUUAAUGGAGUCACUGGGUGAAAUUCUUGAAAAACAUGUUCCUGCUCCUCCUCGGACUGAGGACAAAAAAAAGCAUUCUGCACAGGAUGUCCAUGUGGAGUUUAUUUCACUCAAUGAAAUUCUUGAGCUUCUUAUGAACAAACUUCUGACAACACCACAUGACCCAUAUGUGGACAUUGAUGCAACAUUCUGGCCUCCGUAUGUUGAGAUGCUCCUUCGGUAUGGCGUUGCUAUAAGGCACCAGGAAAAUAACUUCAAGAUUCGCCUAGAGCCCUUUUGCUGAGAUUUUUUGUCAUCUUUUGUAAAUACUGUAAUCUUUUUACAAUAAUAUUUAGAUUUGUCAA
Messenger RNA from Periophthalmus magnuspinnatus, 934 nucleotides. It is a transcript of the gene cenpk, whose product is annotated as centromere protein K. The record is from RefSeq and is a predicted model, not a curated record. Gene Ontology annotation, cellular component: nucleus. The coding region runs from base 85 to 873 and encodes 262 amino acids. The transcript is spliced from 10 exons. Gene Ontology annotation, biological process: mitotic sister chromatid segregation; kinetochore assembly. NCBI's taxonomy places the organism in Eukaryota, Metazoa, Chordata, Actinopteri, Gobiiformes, Gobiidae.